AAGAGAGGACACAUGAUAUACAAGAAAUUGGUUAUAUUAGCAUUGCGGGUAUCAUUGGGUAGACCUCACAAAGCUGAGAACAUGGGCAAUUACAGACCGGGGAUUCCCUUCUUAAAAUACCUUUUUCUUAUAGUGUUUUCUUCACAGGGCAGAUGUCAAGAUGUUCUUAGGGAUCCAUCUUUCCACAUAGAAGAAGCCACAAUUCAACAAAUCCAAUUAGCGUUCAAGACAGGCAGGCUUACGUCGACAAGCCUUGUGGAAUUCUAUCUCCACACCAUUGAAAAACUCAAUCCAGAACUCCAUGCUGUGAUCGAAGUGAAUCCUGAUGUUCUCCUGCUGGCUGAGAAAGCAGAUGUAGAAAGGCACAAAGCAGGAGGAUAUAUUGGUGGCCUCCAUGGAAUACCUGUGCUACUUAAAGACAAUAUUGCUUCCAAGGAUAAGCUCAAUACAACUGCAGGCUCAUUUGCUCUUUUGGGUACAGAGGUUCCAAGAGAUGCGGCAGUGGUAUCCAAGCUGCGGAAGGCCGGUGCCAUAAUAUUGGGCAAGGCCAGCUUAAGUGAAUGGGCAGAUUUCAGGACAUUCCAUAUGCCUAGUGGAUGGAGUGCUAGAGGUGGUCAAUGUAAGAAUCCUUAUGUUUUGACAGCUGAUCCCUGUGGAUCAAGCACUGGAUCAGCAGUAGGAGUGUCAGCAAACAUGGUAGCAGUGUCAUUAGGUACGGAAACGUAUGGCUCAAUUCUUUGCCCAUCUAGCUCUAACAGUGUUGUGGGAAUAAAACCUACAGUUGGGUUAACAAGCAGGGCAGGAGUCAUUCCCAUCUCACACAACCAAGACACUGUGGGACCUAUUUGCAGAACUGUAUCAGAUGCAGUUUACCUGCUGGAUGAGAUUGUUGGGUAUGACAUACAUGAUCACGAAGCCACAGAGAGUGCAGCUCAGUUAAUUCCAAAAGGUGGGUAUAAGCAGUUUCUCAAGAUUGAUGGGUUGCAGGGCAAGAGGUUGGGCAUUGUUCGAAACCCAGACUUAUCACCUGGGUCCACUAAAGCAGUAUCCUUUGAGAAGCAUUUGGAAACUAUGAGGAGGGAAGGUGCAAUUUUGGAGGAAAAUCAUAUAUUCAGUGAACUCCUAAAUAUAAGAAAUGAUACGGAGGAAACAGUGGCAGAGUACGAUUUUAAACAUGACCUAAAUAUUUACCUUGCUGAGCUCCUGCAAUCUCCUGUUCGUACAUUGGCUGAUGUCAUCUCAUUUAAUAUCCAGCAUGCUAUUGAGGAAGAGCUUUCAAGGUUUGGACAGGAUAUUUUCCUCCGGGCUCAGAACACAUCAGGCUUAGAUACCCAGCAAUAUAGAGAGGCCCUUAACAUAAAUCACAUGCUAACGAAAAAUGGAAUCCAUAAAGUUCUAAUAGCAUAUGAACUUGAUGCCCUUGUGACACUUGAUGAUGGAAUUUAUACAGUUCUAGGCAUUGCAGGGUAUCCUGGUAUAAGUGUGCCUGCAGGUUACAGUAAAGCUGGCGUACCCUUUGGCAUAUAUUUUGGAGGGAGGAGGGGUUCAGAGCCUACCCUCAUUGAGAUUGCCUAUGCUUUUGAACAAGUAACUAAGCUCAGGAUGAUUCCUUUAUUUACGAGACAGAAAAUUGUGACAAGUUUCUCUGAGGAAGUGUUGGUGUAAUGCCUUCCAUCCAUACAGGUAUCCAAGCUUCGUGGUUACUACUGAAGUCAAAUAAUUGUUAUUAUUGGUUCUGGUGCCUGAAAAGCUUUCGUAUAAGGUGGUAAUAGAAGACAGCUAAUGAUAUCCGCAUUAAAGUUGCAACGGAUUGUGCCUGCAUUGUAGUAAUCGCUUAGGUUACUUUAUGUUGGAAUUGUACUUGUUGAAAUCAAGAAUGCUUUUGGCGACCACUGGACUGUGGAAACAACUAUUGAUAUCCAAAAGCAUUCUAGAUUUCACUUGUGGACUGUGGAAACAUUAUGUAUCUUAUUGUAGCUGUUAUCUAGAUCAGUAGGCCAAUACCAGUACUUAAAAUGAAUUAUUAAUUAGGUUUUAGGUCACCUAGACUAAAAGGAAGAUGGGGUAUAGAUCAAUUUCCAGAGAUAAUGGGCAUCUCAGACCAAAGAUUAGAAGCAUUUUUUGGUCAAUAAAUGUAUUUACAUUAUUCCUAGCAUCUCCUUGAUGAGAUUAAAUCUUUCCCAGAUUUUAAGCUAAAAUCUAUUUGCCAUGACUGCAUCGACCAAAUUACCUUGUCUGCAUCUUCAAGGCCCUAAAAGGCAUGGUCUACAAUUGAUGAAAAAUGAGAUACGAUGAUUUUUCAAUUGAAAAAUACUUCUAUAAAAUAACUCUCUAAAAUAUUAUACCACAUACUCAAGAGUGAUUGC
Molecule: messenger RNA, 2366 nt
Organism: Cryptomeria japonica (Japanese cedar)
Lineage: Eukaryota; Viridiplantae; Streptophyta; Pinopsida; Cupressales; Cupressaceae
Product: probable amidase At4g34880
Exons: 5
Coding region: 13-1665 (550 amino acids)
Source: RefSeq, a predicted model, not a curated record